Thunnus maccoyii (southern bluefin tuna) is the source of this 2841-nucleotide messenger RNA. RefSeq names its product sorting nexin-4-like. Gene Ontology annotation, molecular function: phosphatidylinositol binding. The record is from RefSeq and is a predicted model, not a curated record. NCBI's taxonomy places the organism in Eukaryota, Metazoa, Chordata, Actinopteri, Scombriformes, Scombridae. The coding region runs from base 16 to 1416 and encodes 466 amino acids. The transcript is spliced from 14 exons. Gene Ontology annotation, biological process: protein transport.
UUAAAUUGGAUCAUUAUGGUCACUCCCUGGUUUCAGCCCCUCGGCGCAUGCGCAGACGAGUCAAUCCGCUGUGCCAGCUCAGCUGACGGCAACAGCCAGAUGAUGAUGGCAGACUCUGGAAGUAACGAAGAAGUAGCUGUGAUCGGUAACACCGACAUCACCUCAACGGAAUCAGAGAACAACAUCAUAAACACGAUGGUGGAAAGAGGGACAGCUCUGUUGAGGAAAAUGGAGAUAAAUGUGGCAGAGGCCGAAAAGAGAAUGGGGAAGAACACGGUAAACAUGCAGGAAACCUAUACUGUCUACCUCAUAGAAACACGGCCAGCUGAAGCCGUCCCAGAUGGGGGUACGCCGGCCACACCUGACACUUUGUGGAGACGUUACAGUGAGUUUGAGCUGCUCAGAACAUACCUCCUGGUCACCUACCCCUACAUCAUUAUCCCUCCACUACCAGAGAAAAGAGCAGAGUUCGUGUGGCACAAGCUGUCAGCAGACAACCUUGACCCAGACUUUGUUGAGCGACGGAGAGUCGGCCUGGAAAACUUCCUUUUGCGUGUUGCAUCACACCCUGUCCUUUCCAAUGACAAGAUCUUCUUCCUCUUUCUCACAGAGGAGAAGGGAUGGAGGGAGGCAGUUUUGGAGACUGGUUUCCAAGACAAGGUUGACUCCAGACUAAAGUCCCUGAGUGCCAGUUUCAGAGUCAAGAACCCUGACAAACGAUUCACGGCGCUCAAACACUACAGUGAUGAAUUGAACACUGUCAUCUCUCAACUGCUCAGGGUGCGAGCGAGAGUGGCAGACAGGCUGUAUGGAGUUUACAAGGUCCACGGUAACUAUGGCAGAGUCUUCAGUGAGUGGAGUGCUAUAGAGAAAGAGAUGGGAGAUGGACUACAGAGUGCCGGCCACCACAUGGACACGUACGCUGCAUCAAUAGAUGACAUUCUAGAGGAGGAAGAGCAUUAUGCAGAUCAACUGAAAGAAUACCUCUUCUACACUGAGGCUGUUCGGUCAGUAUGUAGGAAACAUGAGUUGAUCCAGUAUGAGUUGGAAAUAGCAGCUCAGGACCUUGCGUAUAAGAAACAGCAGAAAGAAGAGCUGGUGACUGGGACGGUGCGUGUAUUUUCGCUGAAGGGGAUGACCAGUAAACUAUUCGGCCAGGAGAGCCAGGAGCAGAGGGAGAGCAGGUUGGCAGCCCUGGAGCAGAGUAUCCAGGAGGGAGAGGAAUCGCUCAAGGAGAAGAACACAGAGUCCCAAGAGUUUGUGCGAACAGCCUGGGAAGACAUCGAACGUUUUAAGGAGCAAAAGGACAAAGAUUUGCGCGAAGCACUAAUCAGCUAUGCCAUUAUGCAGAUCAGCAUGUGUAAGAAGGGAAUCCAGGUGUGGUCCAAUGCAAAGGAGUGUUUCAACAAAAUGUGAGCCAGCCAAUCACUCUCUGCACCAAAACAAUAUUCAGUCAGAUUGUUCAGACUGGGGAGCAUCAUCCAGUCUUUAUACUGCAGUCUUAUGGAGAUGGACCAUGGGAUCACAGAUACUGCCUUCACUUUGUUUGCUAUGCUAAAUGGAAGCUACUAAGAAUGAUUCUCUCUCUCUCUCUCUCUCUCUCUCUUUCUCACACACACAAACAGAGGCACACACUUACAGUGAAAAGUCAGAAUCAUUUAGUGGAUCCUUCCCUCUUAAAUCCAAGUGUCUUAACAGUACCACUGUCUCGGCAUUCUGCUGAUAUUACCUUUAUACUGCAGACGAUCCAAAUCCUCAUUGCCUUUUUGUUCCUCAGUUGCACAGCUGACAGCAUGUCCAAGAGAAGUUCUUUGGAAAAUCCUGCACUAUUAAUAUAUGAUAGUUACACGCUGGGAAUAGCUGUGCGGUGUAUUUCGCUUUUCUUAUCUCUCACCCUGAAAAUAAGGAAUGUACACCAGAGUGCUACUUAAUAGUCAUGAGAAGCUGCACAUUUCAGGCAGUGGUUCAUUUGAUUCAUUUUAGAGUCACCUGCCUUAGAUAAAUUGAGACGAACUGUGGUAUGUGCUUUUCUUUUACUUUUAGACCUUCUUCAGAGGUUCUGCUUCUAGGUACACACUAAAUAAACUGCAAUUAAUUGUGUCAUGACAAUAUUUUAAAAUGAGGUGAAAAAAACUGCGCUUACAAAUAGAACUGCUGACCAACACCAUGCAAACACUCUGAUUUGACACUUCUAGACACACAGUUAAUCGUCAAUUCACCAAAGUGUUUGAUUUUGCUUUGAUAAUUGGUCUGCUGCCUGCUAAAGUCUGCAAAGAAGAAAGGUUGAAGAGCUUGGGUAGUUGAUGUUUUGUGCCAAAAGCAAAGAGCCAUGAGUAAAAUGCAGUCAUGGAAGCUUCACACCAUGUUGGUUACCGUAUAGCUUCUUUUUUUUUUUUUUUUUUUUUUUUUUCUUGUACUCCUUAAUGGAGGCUUUUUGGAGGACUGAACCAAACAAACAUGGCACUCCCACAAGCUACCUGGGGGGGCGAGGUUGUUAGACCCACCCUGCUUACUGUCAGUGUGCCUCAACCCUUUUCUGGCAUUAAGUCACUGUACUAAAUAAUAGACCUGAGUUUCCAGCAUGCCUGCAAGCCAAAUAUUGACCAAAUAGUGAAAAUUUUUAAGUACAUACAGUUGUUGGAUCCUCAAAAUCUGCUUCCUUCGUGGUAUUCAUUUGAGGUGGCAAAAUUGGUGGAAAAUGGAUCCGACAUCUGAAAGUUGUGUUGAUUAUUUCCUUUCAGCAAAUCUUACCUUUUCAGAAUAACCAUAAUCAAUUUAUUGAAACAAAUCCAAAAUUGAGGCUUUAUGUAUGUUUUUAUUAUGAAUGUGUUAAAUUGGAGA